AUGUAUGACAAGGACGAAGUUCAAGGAAGGUUAUACACCGAAGUGAAUACAUUUGGCAUUGGUCUUGUUGUACUUUUUUCACUGAUCGUUGUGAUUCUACAGAGGAACAAAUGGACGCAUGCUCUAACAUCGCUCCCACCGGGGCCAAGCGGGUAUCCGCUGAUCGGAUGCUUAUUGGACGUCGACGACAAACUACCGAUGACGUUUAUGCGAUGGGCAGAAAGGUACGGGUCUGUAUUCAGUGUUAGAUUGGGGGUAACGACCGUGGUGGUAUUGAAUGGAUACGAAGCCCAUAAAGAUGCUCUAAAGCGCGUGGAGCUGGCUGGAAGACCCACGUAUUCGUUACUUAGGAUGAUACUAGGGGACCACGGCAUUGCAGCACAACAGUACAACGACGAAUGGCGGGAGCAACGCAACUUUGUCGUGGAAGCUUUUCAUCGUCGUCUGGGUAACCAACUGCUGGAAGACCGCAUCCAAGAAGAAGCAAACGCCCUCUGUAACGCGUUGCUGGACGAAGUAGGAAAACCGAUUAGCCUGCCCCGACACCUGCAAAAUGCUGUGGGAAACGUGAUUAGUUGCCUAUGUUUUGGUCGCAGGUUUGAAUAUAGCGAUCCUGUUUUACAAAAUCUUCUGCAGAUGUUCGACGAAUUUAGUGAUAAUGUUGCUAGCACCUCGGUUGUUGAUUUUUUCCCUUUUCUGCGGCAUGUCGCAACGCCUGCGUACAAGCGAAUCUACAAACCAUACGACGCCAUCUUGAAUUAUGCGAAGAAAGAGAUUCAGGAGCACAAGAAAGAUUUCGUCAAGGAAACCCCGAAAGAUUUUAUCGACGCUUUUCUCGCGAGAAUGGAAGAGGACAUCAUUUCCGGUACACGAAGCUCAUUCACACAUAACAAUCUUUCACAAGGGGUGUUUGAAUUGUUUAUCGGUGGAAUCAAUACGACUUUUUUCACCCUUACGUGGAUGUUCUUAUAUAUGAUAAAAUACCCGGAUAUUCAACGCAGAGUACAAAGUGAGAUUGACAGCGUUCUUGCCGAAGAUGAAUUCCCAAAUAUGCGUCAUAAAGACAAAAUGCCUUACACAGAUGCGUGUUUGAAGGAAAUAUCCCGUCAUGCAAGUGUCGCCUGGAUGGGCGGCCCACACGAGGCGAUGACAGACAUUGAAUUGAAUGGUUACGUCAUACCCAAAGGUACAACAAUAUUUAUGAAUAUCUGGUCAGUGCAUUAUGAUAAAAUCCAUUGGAAUAAUCCUGAGGAAUUUCGACCUGACAGAUUUUUGGAUGAAAAUGGUCGAGUGAAAACAAUAGAGGCAUACAUACCAUUUUCUAUAGGGCGGCGAGAAUGCAUGGGUAAACAACUAGCCAAUAUGAACCUGUUUCUCAUAUUUGUUUCACUAUUGAAGAAGUUCUCAUUUCAAGAUGUCGAUGGAGAUGACAACCUACGUCACGUGACUAGUGGAAGUUUUGGUCCUGUUCACGUGCCACCCAAAUAUCGUGUUACUCUGUUUCCUCGCAAUUAGUCUGCUGAAUGCGUCGUCUUCGGCCCUCGCAUGUACAAAGAAAUGUGAUUUUUUUUUCUGUUUUAUUUUCAAAUAUUUUAAUCAUUACGCCUUUUAGAUAAGAAACAGAGUUAACAUUUUUUCAUUUUCUCUCUUGUUGACGUGCGUGGACUUUGGAUCCUUGGAAAAUGAUGAAAACCUGCAAUCCAAUUUACUAGAAAAUGAAAUAAUAAAUCAAAUCUUGUAUAAGCGGGAAUGUUUUGAUGGACACAUUAUUUCAACUGCACAUGACCACGUGAACACUUUGUAUACUUCCAUCUGUUAGAGUAGAUAGAAAUUUAACAGCCAACUUUGGCAUUUCUGAAUUUUGGGUUAAAACACAAUUCAUCAUAUAAGUAAUUGCAAGUUUUCAAAUGCAUAGAUUCCAAGAAAAAAGCAAUAAGACUAAUGCAAACA
Messenger RNA from Saccoglossus kowalevskii, 1950 nucleotides. RefSeq names its product cytochrome P450 2D15-like. Lineage: Eukaryota; Metazoa; Hemichordata; Enteropneusta; Harrimaniidae. Gene Ontology annotation, molecular function: monooxygenase activity; iron ion binding; heme binding. The record is from RefSeq and is a predicted model, not a curated record.